AAAUGUUCAGAUUGACAUUUCGCUAUUUAAACAGCCAGAAUCGAUUCUAUACUACCAUACGGAGGAUAAAGGUGUUUCAUAAAAACACUUUAUAAAGCAAAGUCAUACAUUUCGUUGGAACAUCGCGUGGUAACCUGAUAGAAAAGCGGUGGAUUUUGUGAGUCUGUAUGUAAUUGAACACUGAUCAAGAGUCAGUGCUGGAGAUCAGAUUCUGUUCCAUCAUGAAUGACACACGGACAUCCAGAGAUGAAGAUGUUUCUCCUGGAUGCAGUUCAUUUCAACAGAUGAGAUCAGAAGCAGAGCCCAGCUGUGUGUCUAUGAGGAGUGACGUGUCUAUGCAUCGAAAAAUAGAGUUUAAGAGUGGAGAUACACAGACUGAUCUCAGUUCAUUUCAGCAGAAGAGUUUAGAACUAGAGCCCAGCUGUGUGUCUAUGAGGGGUGACGCAUCUGUGAACCAGACAUUAAAUUAUAAGAGUGAAGAUACAAAGACUGAUCUCAGUUCAUUUCAACAGAUGAGAUCAGAAGCAGAGCCCAGCUGUGUGUCUAUGAGGAGUGACGUGUCUAUGCAUCGAAAAAUAGAGUUUAAGAGUGGAGAUACACAGACUGAUCUCAGUUCAUUUCAGCAGAAGAGUUUAGAACUAGAGCCCAGCUGUGUGUCUAUGAGGGGUGACGCAUCUGUGAACCAGACAUUAAAUUAUAAGAGUGAAGAUACAAAGACUGAUCUCAGGCAUGAAGUCCUCAAGACAUUUAGAUCAAAUCUGUUGAAGAAGUUUGAGUGUCUUUAUGAGGGAACAGCGACGCAGAGAAACUCAACACUCCUGAACGAUAUCUACACAGAGCUCUACAUCACAGAGAGUGAUAGUGGACAGAUCAGUAAUGAGCAUGAGGUGAGACAGAUUGAGACACAAUCCAGGAGAGCAGCAACAGAGGACACAGCCAUCAAAUGCAGUGACAUCUUUAGACCUCUACCUGGACAAGACAAAGCCAUCAGAACUGUGCUGACAAAGGGAGUCGCUGGCAUUGGAAAAACAGUUUCUGUGCAGAAGUUGAUCCUGGACUGGGCUGAAGGGAAAGAGAAUCAGGACAUCCAGCUCAUAUUUCCACUUCCUUUCAGAGAAAUCAACUUUAUGAAGGAAAAAACACUCAGCUUUUCAGAUUUUUUGCAUUUUUUUUCCCCUGAAACUAAAGAAUUACAUAUAUCCAGUGAUGAAUAUAAAGUGUUGUUCAUCUUUGAUGGUCUGGAUGAGUGUCGUCUUUCACUGAACUUUAAAAGCAAAGUGAAACUGUGUAAUAUAUCUGAAUCAGCCUCAGUGGACGUGCUGCUGAUGAACCUCAUUGAGGGGAAUCUGCUUCCCUCUGCUCUCAUCUGGAUCACCUCCAGACCAGCAGCAGCUGAUCUCAUCCCCUCUGAGUGUGUCCAUCGAGUGACAGAGGUACGAGGCUUCAAUGAGCCACAGAAGGAGGAAUACUUCAGGAAGAGAAUCAGUGAUCAGAGUCUGGCCGACAGGAUCAUCUCACACCUGAAGUCAUCAAGGAGCCUUUACAUCAUGUGCCACAUCCCAGUGUACUGCUGGAUCUCUGCCGCUGUUCUGGAGAAGAUGUUGAGUGAAGCAGAAAGUGAAGAGAUUCCCAAGACUCUCACUCAGAUGUACACACACUUCCUGAUCCUUCAGACCGACAUCAAACAUGAGAAGGACUAUGAGAAGAAAGUGACAGAUGAAGAUAUGAUCCUCAAACUUGGGAAACUGGCUUUUCAGCAGCUUGUGGAAGGCAACCUGAUCUUCUACGAGGAAGACCUGAGAGAAUGUGGAAUUGAUGUGACAGAAGCAUCAGUGUACUCAGGAUUGUGCACUCAGAUCUUCAGAGAGGAGUUGGGCUAUCAGGGGAAAGUCUUCUGCUUUGUUCAUCUGAGCAUUCAGGAACAUCUAGCAGCUCUAUAUGUGCACCUCUCCUGGACAAACCACAACAUAAAUGUGUUUGACCAAAUCACCAAACAGAGUCUACAGUCUAAAGUUAAGGACACGUUUCAAUUCAAUUCAUCAGAAGAUGUUUCAUUAUCUGACCUGCAUCAGAGUGUUGUGGAUGAGGCUCUACAGAGUAAAAACGGACAUCUGGAUCUUUUCCUGCGGUUCCUUCUUGGUUUGUCAGUGGAGUCUCAUCAGAUUCUCCUACAAGGACUAAUGAAACAGACGAAAAGUAGAUCUGACAACGAGAAAACAGUUGAGUACAUCAAGAAGUUGAUCAGGGCCACUUAUUCUCCAGAGAAAUCCAUCAAUCUGUUCCACUGUCUGAAUGAACUUGGUGAUUAUUCACUAGUGGAGGAAAUACAACAGUAUCUGAAAUCUGGAACAAUUAAGGAAGACAAACUCUCUUCAUCUCAGUGGUCAGCUGUAGUUUUUGUGUUGUUGACAUCAGAGAAGAAGCUUGAUGAGUUUAAUAUUCAUAAUUUUUUUGGAGAAAGCAAUAAAGCUGAGAAACUUAACAUUCUUCAGAAGCUGCUGCCUGUGAUUAAAGAAUACAGAUCAGUUCAGUUGAGGAAUUGUGGCAUCACAGAUGAAGGAUGUGCUGCUCUGACUUCAGCUCUGAGAUCAAACCCCUCAAACCUAAGACAAUUGAAUCUGUCUUGGAAUAAACUAGGAAAUUCUGGAGUCACGCUGCUGUCUGCUAGACUGGAGGAUCCUCACUGUAAACUGGAGAAACUGCGGUUGAAUGAUUGUGGCAUCACAGAUGAAGGUUGUGGUGCUCUGGCUUCAGCUCUAAGAUCAAACCACUCACACCUGAGAGAACUGGAUAUGUCUUGGAAUAAACUAGGAGAUUCAUUGAAUCUGCUCUACCCUAUACUACAAAGUCUUCACUGUAAACUGGAGAGACUGUGGUUGAGUUAUUGUGGUGUCAAAGAUGGAGGUUGUACUGCUCUGGCUUCAGCUCUGAGAUCAAACCCCUCACACCUGAGACAGCUGGAUCUGACUGGGAAUAAACUAGGAGAUUCAGUGAAGCUGCUUUCUGCUGUACUGGAGGAUCCUCACUGUAAACUGGAAAGACUGUGGUUGAGUGAUUGUGGCAUCACAGAUGAAGGUUGUGCUGCUUUGACUUCAGCUAUGAAAUCAAAUCCCUCACACUUGAGACAACUGAGUCUGUCUGGGAAUAAACUAGGAGAUUCUGGAUUCAAGCCUUUGUCUGCUAUACUGCUGGAUCCUCGCUGUAAACUGGAGAUACUGUGGUUGAGUUAUUGUGGCAUCACAGAUGAAGGUUGUGCUGCUCUGGCUUCAGCUCUGAGAUCAAACCCCUCACACCUGAGACAGCUGGUUCUGACUGGGAAUAAACUAGGAGAUUCAGUAAAUCUGCUGUCUGCUGUACUGGAGGAUCCUCACUGUAAACUGGAAAGACUGAGGUUGUUAUAUUGUGGCAUCACAGAUGAAGGUUGUGCUGCUUUGGCUUCAGCUCUGAGAUCAAAUCCCUCACACCUGAGAGAACUGGAUCUGUCUGAGAAUAAACUAGGAAAAUCAGGAGUGAAGUCACUCUCUGAACUGAAGGAUGAUCCACAUUUUAAACUGGAGACAUUAUACUAUUGACUCUCAGUAUUCAGACUUCAGUACAGUUUCCUCAGGAUCAGCUGCUGGUGAAUAAAGAACCGCUACAGAGACGUCACAGUCACACAAUUACCAGAGACUGAAGACACAGAGACACACAGCAUCACACUGUUAUGUGUGUCAUCUUUCACUGUCUUGUUUUAUAAGUAAUGGCUCAUGAAAACAUGAAAAGUGCAGAAAAUGGGCAAUUUGGAAUCAUGUUGGAUUUACUAAAUAAUGACUAUAUUGUAGAUCCUGUGAAACCCAAUACAUACUGCAAACAAUGCAAAUUCAUUGUGCAAUAUGGACAACUUUGAUCAGGGGUGUCUAAACUAGAAGGUCACUUUCCUAAAGAGUUUAGCUCCAACCCUAAUUAAACACACCUGGACCAACUAC
Messenger RNA from Carassius auratus (goldfish), 3965 nucleotides. Its product is annotated as NACHT, LRR and PYD domains-containing protein 12-like. NCBI's taxonomy places the organism in Eukaryota, Metazoa, Chordata, Actinopteri, Cypriniformes, Cyprinidae. The coding region runs from base 222 to 3572 and encodes 1116 amino acids. Gene Ontology annotation, molecular function: protein binding. The record is from RefSeq and is a predicted model, not a curated record. The transcript is spliced from 14 exons.